AUGAUCUUAAGAUUUUACGAUGUCGAGAGAGGUGUGAUCAAGGUAGAUGGAGUUGACUUGAGAGAACUUAACCUAGCAUGGUACAGAGGACACACUGCACUGGUUAGUCAGGAGCCUUUUAUCUAUUCAGGUACCACACGCGAUAACAUUGUAUUUGGGAAGUUGGAGGCAUCUGAAGCUGAGGUGGUUGAGGCUGUUAAAGCUGCCAAUGCACACGACUUCAUCUCAACUCUGAAGAAUGGUUAUGAAACUGAAUGCAGAGACAGAGGAGUGCAAUUAUCAGGAGGGCAAAGACAGCGGAUAGCCAUAGCAAGAGCGAUCAUUCGAAACCCAACUAUUUUGUUACUUGAUGAAGCUACUAGUUCUCUUGAUGUACAGUCAGAGAAAGUUGUGCAAGAAGCACUAGACCGAAUAAUGGUAGGUAAUAGACAAUAUAAUUUUGUUACCUUAUUUAUCUGGGAGAAUAUACGAUAUGCAAUGAAGUCUCCUAGAUUUCCUGUAAUACUAUUUAUAUGA
This is a messenger RNA of Papaver somniferum (opium poppy), 516 nucleotides long. Its product is annotated as putative ABC transporter B family member 8. The transcript has 2 exons. Gene Ontology annotation, biological process: transmembrane transport. Lineage: Eukaryota; Viridiplantae; Streptophyta; Magnoliopsida; Ranunculales; Papaveraceae. The coding region runs from base 1 to 516 and encodes 171 amino acids. The record is from RefSeq and is a predicted model, not a curated record. Gene Ontology annotation, molecular function: ATP hydrolysis activity; ATPase-coupled transmembrane transporter activity; ATP binding.